Molecule: messenger RNA, 1131 nt
Organism: Paramecium octaurelia
Lineage: Eukaryota; Ciliophora; Oligohymenophorea; Peniculida; Parameciidae
Source: the annotation of a GenBank genome assembly
AUGGAAACUGACAUAAACAUCCCUAAAACAAAAGCUGUUAAUGUUUUCUUUUAGUUUGCUAGAAUGCAAUUCUACUUAACUGUCUUUUCUAAUUUGUUACCUAUUAUAAUAAGCUAUACAAAUUAAGUUUGUUCAAGUAAGUCAAAUAUGUCAUUCAUAAGAUGAGGGAAUAAAAUUAAUCUCUUUAAGCUACAAAGGUGAUAUAGUACUGUUAAUUCUAAAUAUAAUCUCACUACUAUUUAUAUGGCUCAAAGAACCAUUUGCAAGGUACAAUAUUUUGUUAUUGAAUCAGACUUGAAUUUUUUGUGAUGUAUGCAAUUAACAUUUGUUGGAGCGGAAUCAUGAUAGGUUAGACAUAUUUAGAUGUUACUACACAGCCAAAUGAAUGUGAAGGAGUUAUCUUAUCAUAGAAGUUGAUACUCUUUUUUCAUUUGAAAACUCAUUUAGAAGUAAGGCUAAACACAUGAUAACUAGGUUCUACUAACUCUAUUUUCUCCAGUAUUGUUUGCCUUCAGAAUAACAAAUUUACCGAAUUCGUUCUUUGCAAUUUAUUUGAUAUUGACAGCAAAUGCACCAUAAUCAUUGUGUUCAAGAGACAUACCUAAUAUUGAAUUUGGACUGUUAUUUAUAGCCUUAAUAUCCUGUUUUAUUGGUUUGCCUCUAAAUAUUGGAUUGUUUUUGACAAAGAAGGUUACAAUACCAAAUUUGUUCCGAUUUUUAUUAAUGUUGACGAUAAUAGGUUAGAGUGGUUUAAUAGGUUUAAAAUAUUUAUGAUAAUUAGCUCUCAUUUAUUAGGCUGACGUGGAUGUAAGAUCGGAAUGCAGUCCAACUCAUCUCCUAUUCAGGUCUUAUUUAUACAUAAUUCCAAUAACAAUCUUAAGUGCUUUAAGUUUAUUGUUUUCAAUGCCAGUUUAGGAUCAUGAUGAAAUAAGAUAGCUCCUAAUUCAAGCUCGAAUGAAACCACUUAAAGCACAGUUACCAAUAUAAUAAGAUGUCCCCAAGGCUUAGGUCUAAUAAAAUUAGGACGAAAUCUUAAAUAAAUCUGCAAUUGAUGUGGGAAAGUCACCAAUUGGAGCUAAGUCGUAAGUGGGAGCAAAAUCAUAAUAUGGAACUAUUAGUAGAAGAGGAUGA